Messenger RNA from Coffea eugenioides, 843 nucleotides. RefSeq names its product putative disease resistance protein At1g50180. Gene Ontology annotation, molecular function: ADP binding. The transcript is spliced from 2 exons. The record is from RefSeq and is a predicted model, not a curated record. The coding region runs from base 1 to 843 and encodes 280 amino acids. Lineage: Eukaryota; Viridiplantae; Streptophyta; Magnoliopsida; Gentianales; Rubiaceae.
AUGGCAGAAACAGUUCUCUCUUUUGUUCUGCGUCAACUCUCAACUUUUCUGCACGAGGAGGGACGACUGUUGGGAGGGCUUCGACAAGAGGUCCAAUUCAUCAAGGAUGAGUUGGGGCACAUGAGAGCUUUCCUGAGAGAGGCAGAAGCAAAAGAAGAAGAUGCUCAACCCAGGCUCCAAGAAUGGAUCAAGCAAGUGCGAGAAGCUGCAUAUGACACUGAAGACAUUCUUGAUGAAUUUGUAGCUCGCUUUGCUCGGCAUCCCACAACAGGAUUCUACAGCUCUGUUCGGAGAAUUUUCAGCUCCAUCAAGAAUUUGAGAGCUCGUCAUCGAGUUGCUAGCGAAAUACAAGGCAUCAAGUCCAGAAUAAAAAGUAUUUCCGAAGCUCAUCAAAGAUACCAAUCUGAAUAUGGUAUCUCUGCCCAAGCGUCCAACUCACUUUCUGCUGUGAACAACACAACAUGGCGCUAUAGCAGAGAUGAUGCGCUGCUUGUGGAAGAAGCUAAAUUAGUUGGCAUUGACCAGCGCAAGAACCAUCUAAUUUCUGAGCUCCUCGAAGGGGAUGAUCACCAACUGAAAGUUGUUUCAGUGGUCGGUAUGGGAGGACUUGGCAAAACUACCCUUGUGAAAAAAGUCCAUGAGGAUCCUGAAGUCAGAAGGCAUUUCCCAGUCCGUGCUUGGGUAACUGUCUCUGAAACAUGUGACUUUCAGUUCCUCCUGAAAGACUUGAUUCGGCAGUUACACGAGGAAGGGAAGAAACCAGUCCCACAAUCGAUCGAGUCCAUGACUACUAGGCCUGUCAACGGGUCGGGUUUCAUUGCGAAUCUCCUCCAACUCCUGUAA